AGAAUUUAGUACGUAUUGAAUUCUCGAUCGACACACAUCGUCUCUCGACUCACCACACGACUUAAUUUCAACGAACAUGUGUAAUAAAGUAAAGUGUUGUGGUGUGUUUAAGUUGACUAAUUUUCUCUAGAUAUAUUAAUCUUAGACACUUGACCAAAAUUGUCGGUCGAAUGGGUCAACAAUAAACAUGUGAAUUGUAACCAGUCUGGUCGCCUACUCUCGGUGUCCUUGAUAAUAUAUGAGCAUUUUUCUCAUGAAUGGAUUCUUCUUACUGUGCUUCGUCGUGGUCACAGUACCGGAUGUUCUGGUGCUGGGUUCACCGGAAGCCGCGAAAAUAAUGGACCAGAAUCCGCCACCGACUAUGUGCACUUACAGUAGAACUAAUUCAAUAUUGAAAGCGCGGUGCUCCAAAUUAAAAUCGAACGAGAUUCCGUUAGAUUUGAAGGCGAACAUACAGAUAUAAGCAUCUUUCUCAUUAACGGAUUCUUCUUACUGUGCUUCAUCAUGGUUACGGUACCGGAUGUUCUGGUGCUGGGUUCACCGAAAGCCACGAAAAUUGUCGACCAGAAUGCGCCGCCGAUAAUGUGCAACUACAGCAGAGCUAAUUCAGUACUGAAAGCUCAAUGCUCCAAUCGGAAAUUUAAAAAAAUCCCUAUGGAUUUAAAGGCGGACAUACAGAUGCUGGAUAUGAGCGGGAGUCAUUUGAUGGUACUGACGAAUAAAAGUCUGCAUUCUUACAAGAAACUGACCUACAUCAAUCUAGGUAACAAUUUCAUCUAUAAAAUUAACAAGGGAGCCUUCGCCAAUCAGCCUUACUUGGAGGUGCUGAAUCUCACGAAGAACUUAAUGUACACACUGCCCAAAAGUAUCUUCCAAUUGCCGUAUCUUCACUCGCUCUACCUCGACCGUAACCUGCUCCACGAUUCCAUGUUCAAGGUAAAGGUCACAUCGCCUCUCAGAGUGCUGGAGCUAAAUAGGAACUUGCUAUCCGUGAUCCCGAACAUAGGCGUCCAGAUGACCCUCCUUAAUCUGAACCUGUCCGGCAACGUAAUCACCUCGAUCAGCACCGAGGAUCUGGCGCCGUUUUGCUCGCUGAAGGACCUUGACCUGACCAGUAAUAGGAUCAGAUUCAACGGGAGCAGCUGCGAUUGUCAGAUGUUCAGCGCAUGGGUGAAGCUGCGGCAGAUCAAGAUAAAGACAGACGAUCUCUACAAAUGUACCGAGUCACCGGCAGCUUUGAACGAGACCUGCGCCAACGUAAGAUUCAGCAAUCGGACGUACGAGCUGUUCGACCAGUGCUCGGCCAUGAUACCGCAGAAGAUAGAGACCGAGGAAGUUGGAGCGGUCUGGAUAAGCGUCGCCUUAUGCAUUAUAGUGCUCCUCUUCGUGGUGUUUAUGGCGUUGUUUUACGUGUACAAGCGGUACCGUAGGGAGCAGAUAGAGGAACUAAUAGCGAACGAUUACGUCGAGCGAGAACUAUCGUGCUUGUGUUUAUUGGAAAAGUUUAAUCGACUCAGGAUUCACAAGGCAUUUAAUCGAAUAUAUAUCUACGUACCAAUGUUUGUAUGUAAUCCAUUGUUGUAUCAAUUUUUGGAAUAUUUAUUAGAAAGAGUACACUGGACAUACAUUAGACAUCCUUGUGCCAUCUGGGUAUGAAUAUAUUAAUCUCCGCGAAGCUGUCUUCUUCAUUGAUUACUUUCGUUAAAGCCUGUUUUCUCUUUUUUCCAUUUACAAUAUUAAGCAAUCUCCAAUAAUAAGUACUAUUAAACGUCCAAAAGUUUUUUUUCGAUAUCUCUGACUUCUGGAGAUACAUUUAUUAUAUAGCCUCUUGAAUACAGACGUUAUGAUCAAUAAAAGCGUUAUAAAUUAUCAUUCAGUUAUAAAAAAGGCAAUUUCGCGGAGAUUAAUAUAUUUAUACCUUGACAGCACAAAAAUGUCUAAUGUAUGUCCGGAGAAUAUUCGUUCUUAGACAUUGAGAUAUUCUUAAUCAAUCCAAAUAAGGUCUAUCGGACAUUCGAUGAACGUCCAUUAGUUGGACAUUUGUCACAAUUUGGUACAUCUACAGAAUGUACGAAAUAUAGCCAGCUUUGGAGCUUGCUCAAUUAUUGAUUUUGGAUCUAUUAUGGACUGAUUUAGGAUAUCUUUUUUUAAUUGUAAAUUUUUAUUAACAAUAACAAUUAAAUAAA
Nylanderia fulva is the source of this 2186-nucleotide messenger RNA. NCBI's taxonomy places the organism in Eukaryota, Metazoa, Arthropoda, Insecta, Hymenoptera, Formicidae. The record is from RefSeq and is a predicted model, not a curated record.